Poecilia latipinna (sailfin molly) is the source of this 5052-nucleotide messenger RNA. It is a transcript of the gene ebf2, whose product is annotated as EBF transcription factor 2. Gene Ontology annotation, biological process: regulation of DNA-templated transcription. Gene Ontology annotation, molecular function: DNA binding; DNA-binding transcription factor activity. NCBI's taxonomy places the organism in Eukaryota, Metazoa, Chordata, Actinopteri, Cyprinodontiformes, Poeciliidae. The coding region runs from base 700 to 2475 and encodes 591 amino acids. The record is from RefSeq and is a predicted model, not a curated record. The transcript has 15 exons.
GAGUCACCGGUUGGAUAGUGAAUCUGGCAGCGGUCCAAACAACGGAUGCACUUUACACCAAUGAGAGCAUCCAUUUCAACAAUCGGUCCCCCAUAUGGCACUUGGCCCCUCCUCCACGCUCCAUCCCGGCGGAGGGUCUCAUUCAUGCUCCAGGACAGCGGCUCACUCCAAGCCUACUGGCCUCGGGAUCAGCUGUUUUUGAUCCAACCCGGCCUUGUGACAAAGGAAGACUUUCUGCGCGCAGAUCUACUUUUUUUUUUUUUUUUUUUUUUUUUUUUUUUUAAAGUACAUCUCCAUCCCCGUCUGAUCCUCUCUGUUGGAGCAGAUGAUCCGCUGCGCUCCCACUCCUGCUCGAGAUGUGCGCUCGGACAAUGAAUGUAAUCUGUGGAGACAUAUAUCUACAUUCAUCUUUUGAGCCUUGAAUGAAAGAAAGUCCGUGCGGAUUUCUACUGAGCUCCGUUAAGAGUCAUAACACAGCACCAGACAUUUAUUUAUUUCUCUCCACCCCCCCAAUCCCCCCCCCAAAAAAGCUAACUGGAAGCUUCUUUUGCGGCGCUUUUGAGGGAGCGCGGCGCCCUGAAGUGGACCCUCUGUUCGUUACUGAAGUGCUUCAACUUGUCCAGGAACAUCUUGUCGGUUCCGAACCAAAUCAUAACAGACUUUCAAAAAGUCAUCCAAGCGACCAGGACAGGGUUUUAAAUGUUUGGGAUCCAGGAGCAGCUAAUACGAGACGUGAGCGGAUUAAAAGAGAGAACUCUUGGAGAGGAGAUGGAUCCAGUCCGGUCGUGGGUGCGUAAUGUUGGAGUUGUGGAUGCGAACGUUGCAGCGCAAAGUGGAGUGGCCCUGUCAAGAGCUCACUUUGAGAAGCAGCCGCCUUCCAAUCUUCGCAAGUCCAACUUUUUCCACUUUGUCCUGGCCCUCUAUGACAGACACGGCCAACCUGUGGAGGUGGAGAGGACGGCGUUUGUGGACUUUGUUGAGCACGAGAAGGAGCAGACAGGAGAAAAGACAAAUAACGGCACACACUACAAGCUACAGCUCCUCUACAGUAACGGGGUUCGUACGGAGCAAGAUCUUUACGCGCGUCUUAUCGACUCCGUCACCAAACAGCCCAUUUCGUACGAGGGACAGAACAAGAACCCAGAAAUGUGCAGAGUUCUGCUCACGCAUGAGGUUAUGUGCAGCCGCUGCUGUGAGAAGAAAAGUUGUGGCAAUCGCAAUGAGACGCCCUCUGAUCCGGUCAUCAUUGACAGGUUUUUCUUGAAGUUUUUCCUGAAAUGCAACCAGAACUGCCUGAAGACAGCAGGCAACCCGAGGGAUAUGAGGAGAUUCCAGGUGGUCUUGUCCAGCACAGUGAGUGUAGAUGGACAUGUCCUGGCCGUGUCGGACAACAUGUUCGUCCACAACAACUCAAAACACGGCCGGCGAGCUCGCCGACUGGAGCCGGGAGAGUCUGUGGAGAAUACCAUGGAAUAUGCCACCCCAUGCAUCAAAGCCAUCAGCCCCAGCGAAGGCUGGACCACCGGCGGGGCCAUGGUCAUAGUCAUCGGGGAGAACUUCUUCGACGGGCUGCAGGUGGUGUUUGGAAGCAUGCUAGUGUGGAGUGAGCUGAUCACUCCGCACGCCAUUCGUGUGCAGACGCCUCCUCGACACAUCCCUGGGGUCGUGGAGGUCACCCUGUCGUAUAAAUCGAAGCAGUUCUGCAAGGGAGCGCCUGGACGCUUCAUCUACACAGCCCUUAAUGAGCCAACUAUAGACUACGGUUUUCAGCGACUUCAGAAAGUAAUUCCCCGGCAUCCAGGUGACCCAGAGAAACUAGCCAAGGAGAUUCUUCUAAAAAGAGCAGCAGAUCUUGUUGAGGCCCUUUAUGGAAAUCCUCACAGUAAUCAGGACAUGCUGCUGAAACGCGCAGCUGACAUUGCCGAGGCGCUCUACAGCGUUCCCCGUCCUCACAGCCAGCUGCAGGCGCUGCCCAGCUCACCAGCCCAUGGGAGCGUCAUGGGCCUGGGCUCCUAUCCAUCCCAGCUGGGGGUUAGCAUUGGAGAUCCAGGACAGAGCAGCCAAGGUUAUAUCCGUAACUCCAGCAGUUUGUCUCCGAGGGGUUACCCCUCAGCCUCCACUCCCCAGCAGUCGAGCUACGGAGGCAGCGGCGGGAUGACUGGAGGCUACGGGACAGUUCCCAUGACAAGUCUGGGAGUUCCUGGAUCUCCUGGAUUCAGCAGCGCCUCACCCACCAGCUCUCCCUACAUAAUGCCAGCGAGCCCCACAAUACCAGGAAGCUCCAGCUCCUCGUCAUCUCUCUUGCCUUUCUCCUCUUUCCCUUCUGCUGCUAAACAGAAGAGUGCUUUUGCUCCCGUCCUCAGGCCCCAAGGUUCUCCUUCCCCCGCCUGUCCCGCCUCAGGGGGGAACAGCUUCAGAGGUAGUCAUCCAACUCACUAUCUGACCCCGCUGUCUGAACUCACCAAUGCAGUCUAACCCUAUACUAACCAACUCAAAAGCUAUGACUCAACACGACUUGGGUGAUGUACAGUAAUGAAACGCCUGACUGAUUUAGAAUCAUAGAUUUUGUAUAUUUUUUUCUCUCCAGCGAUGACGGGCCUGGUUGUUCCCCCGAUGUAGCAAAGCACCUGCCCCCAAUCUGCCCCAGACCACUGCUUCACUUACCUCCCCUUCUUUGUUGGCACUGAGCAGGGAGACCGAAAAAAACAAACAAAAAAAAAAACUGAUCACUAGUGAGCGUAACUUUUCCUCCCUCUCUCAGCCCCCUUUUUUGUGACCAGUCAGCAGAACGGGUGGGGUAUGAAAAUGUCCAAAGACCAGCAAUCUUCUCCAGAUGCACAGGAUAACACAUCAGCCUCAGCUGCAAACAGCAAGACUGGACAGUUUACUGCUGUAUGUGUGUCUGCCAGGAAACCUCCGUUUAAUUUCGCCUGAUGCUUCUGAAAGGAUCUGUCCGAACCUCUGAUCCACCACCACAUACAGCAUCUAGUUUUUGCAAAGCCUGCAAAAGACUUACAGGAUGCACUGCCGGAUCGCUGCGCGUCAACGGAUGCCGGACAGCUCAGAUAAGAAGCCGCAGCUCUCAAAUGUGGGGUGCUUACUUUGUGUGUGUAUAGACACCCUAAAUGGCAUGUGCAUAUACUGUCUGUGAGCUAGAGAGAGGUUGUUUUGUAGUAGACUUUUAAAGACAACUUACAUUCCAGAAAAGUAGAACCCUUAUGUUUUGUUUUGAUUGUUUUUUUCAAGGGAGAAAUCUUUGUCUCAUGGGUUAUUACUAAAAUGAAUUCAUAUAUUGAUUUAUUUAAGAACAAGCAAUUUAACUUAUUAAAGUUAGUUUAGGGAAUAAUAUAAACGUGUUUUUAUAAACUGGUUCUCUUUCCAACUGUUGAUGAAAUUAAGCGAGCUCUCCAAUUGCCAAUUACUUUGAUAAAUGACACUCUGUAAUGGAUUUUUUUUAGUGGAGUUUUGUUUUUUGUUUUUUAAUUAAACUUCCCUACUUUUCAGGUUCUUGCAAAAGCAAUUAUAUGUGUUUUGCCCGCAGUUAAAGGUUAUUGUCCUUGUGUAAAAGGAAAUAUUAGUUAGCCGUAUCCUUUUUAUUUCCACUUAAAGUGCAUGCUUUGUUACACCAAUGCUCUGGUACUUUUUCACCCUGAAUAGUUUGUGAAUUUUCAUUUCCAAUGUUUAGUCACUAUGCAGUAUAGGAAGCAAAAGCACAACAGCUCGAACAAAAGGAAGAAGGUGUAUUAGGUGGUCAUUUAUUAUCAUCUUCUUACAGCGACAGUUCCUUGUAAAGGUAUUCAUACCUGUUGAGUUUUUUUCCACAUUUUGUCAGGUUGCAGCACAAAACUGUACUUAAUUGGGAUUUAAGAGCAUAGACCAUUACAAAGUAGCGAAAAAAAACAAUUACGUUGCUUUUGAUUUUCUGCAGUUUUUACAAAUGAAAGUAUAAUAAGGGUGAAGGGCAUUUACCAAAUAAUCUGGGGCAUGUUUGCAGUCUGACUGUUUUUUCUUCUGGUUUUGUCUCUUAUUUAGCUCAAUUCACCUUCACAUCCAUCUGCCUGUAAAAACCACAUGAUGCUGCCACUCCCAGUUUCACAGUGAAGAUGGUAUUUUCAGGGUGAUUUGCUGUGUUAGUUUUCUAUUAGACAUAGUUUUUGUUGAUCAAAAAGAGCAAAGUUUGACCUAACCUUAUCAGAGUAACUUCUUUGACUCUCCACAUGAAGUUAUGACAAACUGUAAAAAUGAGUUGCUUUUACUUUCUUCUUGUCCAUAAGAGCCAGAUUUGCAACAGAUUCUCACACCUUCACAAAGGGUCUCUGAUGUUCUUCCAGCACAGGCUUCUUGGCUGGUUUUCUGAUUAAUGGUUUCCUUUUCCAGGCUGUAGUUGUAGGUGGGUUGACAUGUCUUGAUAGGUCUGAAGUUGUGCUAUGCUCUUUUUACUUCCAGAUGAAGUUUAAACUUUGCUUUGUAAGAUGUUAGAGCAUUGAUAUAUUGUUUUAUGACCCAAUCCUUUAUUAAGGUUUUCUAGAGCCUUAUCCCAGAUUGUCUGUUGAGUUUCUUGGUCUUCUUUCUGUUUGGUCCUGGAUGUCUUCUAAAAAAAAAAAGUUCAGGUUGCAGCACUUUUAAGAUGCACAUUGAAGUUGCAUGUGAAAACAUCAAAAUCAUUUUCUACACUCCGCAAUUUUGUGCUACUUUGUGUUGGUCUGUUGCAUAAAAAUUCCACCAAAAAUGAUUUGAGGUUGUAACGUUGGAAAAUGACACAAAAUUCAAGCCGUAUGAAUACUUUUAAAGGCAUGGCAUUAUUCAUCACAACACAAAACUCAUUCUCAGGACGUGCACACAUAGAACGCAAAGGGUAGCUGACGUAAGCAAAUUUGUUUUUAGAGUUCAGUAAUCUUAUUUAUUAAAAAAAAAAAUGUUAGCAAUUUAUUUCAAUGUUUUUUAAGCCAUGUUUUUUUUGAAGUGAUACAAAAACAAUGGUGCAAACGUGAUUUGUAAAUUCUAAGGUGUAAUUAUAUUUUGUGCUCCAAAUAAAACAAGUAAAAGGAAAAA